AUGUUGUUUAAGUUCCAGUUACUAUUUGUAGGAAUUUUAAUAUUCCUAAGCACUUUAAAUAAUUGUAAUGGACAAUUACCGGAUAAUACUGUAAACAAAAUAACAGGAGUUGUUAAAAAUGCAGUGACAGACGUUCAAAAUUCUACCACAUUGAUAGUACACAAUGUUAAAGAUAUUUGUGAAAAGAUUGGUGAUUGUGUGAAACAAAGUGGGACCAAAGUAGUAAACAAAACUGUUACGAUAACAAAAGAAUCGCUACAAAAUGGAGCCACUAUGGUGAACAAAACUAUCACGACAACCAAAGAGACACUUAAAAGAAUCCCAUUAAAAUCUAUUGAAGAAAUAAUAAAAAAAGCUAAAUGUGUAAUACCCAAGAAUGCCGAUAACAUCCUUAGAGCUGCAUUACUUCAACAGUGUAUUUCACCCAGUCUUGGUUUUGGGAACGAAUCUAGAUGUUUUGACGAACUUGGUUGUUUCUCAAUGGAACAUCCUUGGUCUUCAAAUUUAAGACCUUUUCCACAACCUAUGACACCUGAAGAGGUAGAAGUAAAAAUUUACUCACAUACUAGAAAACAAAAUGCUCGAUACACUGUGCAAUUAUGGCCAAAUAUUUUAUUAGAAGGAUCGGACUUCGAUCCUAUGAGACCAUUCACUGUAUUUAUAGUACACGGAUUUAAUAGCGACGGAGAAAAUCAAUGGAUGUCUGGUCUUAAAGAUGCAUAUUUAAAACAACGUGAUGCAAAUAUUUUCUUAGUUGAUUGGGGAAAGGGAUCGAAGCAAUUUAAUUAUUUACAAGUAGCUUCAAACACAAGGAUUGUCGGUGCAGAAUUAAUUAGGUUUGGAAAAUAUCUCAUUGAUCAUUAUCAACUGGACCCACUGAAAAUUCACGUAAUGGGUCAUAGUUUGGGUGCUCAUAUAUCCUCAUAUUUUGGUAAAGGCAUCCCUGGUUUGAGUCGAAUAACAGCAUUUGACCCAGCUCAACCAGGAUUUGAAGGUUGUCCAAAAGAAGUACGAUUAGAUAAAUCAGACGCUCAUUUUGUUGACGUUAUACAUACCAGCUGUAGACCCACAGUUCCAUUUUUAGGUUUUGGACUUAUCACACCCGUAGGCCACGUAGACAUUUAUAUGAAUGGUGGUUUCAUACAGCCUGGAUGUACUGUACCUCCAAUAAAUGAAGUAAAAUUAACGAGUAUUGCGGAUUUAGCUGCUAUUCCUGCUGAUGUACUCGGAACUUGGGUUGCUUGCUCUCACGGAAGAUCGUUUUCAUAUUUCACAGAGUCAUUAGAAGACAAUUGUACAUUCUGGGCUCAGAAAAUAAAAUUAUUUUCUGCUAUUACAAAUGCUGCAACCGUCGGCCAACUCACGCCUAUCCUGAUGAAUAUUGACAAAUGUAAAUUUAAUGAAUGUGUACCAUUAGGUUUAAAUACUGAUCAAUAUCCAGGUAGAGGUGUUUUUAUUGCAGGAACUGCAUUUUUUGAACCAUAUUGUAAGAGCAAUUUGGAAACGGAUCGGAUUAUGCGGAAGGCAUUUAAAAUGAUGAAAUGA
Molecule: messenger RNA, 1545 nt
Organism: Macrosiphum euphorbiae (potato aphid)
Lineage: Eukaryota; Metazoa; Arthropoda; Insecta; Hemiptera; Aphididae
Source: the annotation of a GenBank genome assembly